Anarrhichthys ocellatus (wolf-eel) is the source of this 2102-nucleotide messenger RNA. RefSeq names its product synaptotagmin-like 1 (gene sytl1). Gene Ontology annotation, molecular function: neurexin family protein binding; small GTPase binding. The coding region runs from base 218 to 1822 and encodes 534 amino acids. Gene Ontology annotation, biological process: intracellular protein transport; exocytosis. The transcript has 16 exons. Gene Ontology annotation, cellular component: exocytic vesicle; plasma membrane. Lineage: Eukaryota; Metazoa; Chordata; Actinopteri; Perciformes; Anarhichadidae. The record is from RefSeq and is a predicted model, not a curated record.
AGUAACCCCGGAGGGCGUGUUCACUCCGUUUACUCUGCACAGACCUCGAAACACACCGCGCUCUGGACAACUUUUCACUUAACCUUUCACAGACGGAAGUGUCGGAGGCUCUCAAGUAAGGUGUCAUGCUGUGAAAGCUGUGUUGCACUUUCAUAUGAACUUGUUUGCCAAACUCACAAGGAGGAUCGCAUUGCGCAUGCGUUAAUUACUUGGAGGGAUGGAGGAGGAGCAGGUUGACUCUUCUCUUGACCUGAGCCACCUGACAGAAGAGGAGCAGUCCAGCAUCCUGCAGGUCUUACAGCGUGACUUGGAUUUGCGUCAUCUUGAUGAAGGACGUGUAAGGGUCCUCCAGGAGACAGAGAACGAUCCGUCACGUUUGCGCAUCCUGUCCGGAGCAUGGUUCAGCGACGAGAGCGGCAAACGCCAUCGCAACCGGCCGUCGGGCUGCACGCUCGUCCACGCCACCAUACGCCACAGGAAGACCAAGAACAGAGAUGUGCCCCUGCCUGGACUAUUCGAUGGAGAGAGAGCGGAAACCUCCCGGAACAUUAACAGUUCUCCCGAGGCAGAGAGAAGACUGACGGACAGCAAAGAAGAGGAGAGUGGAGGGAGUGAAGGAAGUUUUAAACCUGUACCCGCACCCAGAAAAAACAGUCCUACAGCACAGGGUCUCCAGCAUCCAAAUAGUUUCUCUUCAUCCAAAGAGUGCGAAAGGAGAAGUAAUGGCCACUCAGAGGAACCUGAGGAAGACUUUGGCAGUCACAACGGGGACACCGAGUCUCUGAGCAGCUGCCUGACAGAGCUGGAACCAGCCUCUCUGAAAUCCGGCAGCUCCACCGGCAGCCUUCAUUCGGGCUACACGCUCAGUGGAAGCAUGAUGAGUCUGUUCAGCUCAGGCGAUUUUGGAGUGGUGGAGGUGAGGGGCCGUAUCCAAUUCUCAUUGGUUUACGACACCCAGAAGGAGGAGCUGCAAGUCAAAGUGUAUCGCUGCGAGGAAAUCGCUUCAGCACGCAAGGAUCGCUCUGACCCAUACGUUAAAACCUAUCUCUUGCCAGACAAGUCGAAUCACAGUAAGAAGAAAACUGCAGUGAAGAAGAAGACACUAAACCCAGUCUAUGAUCAGACGCUCCGAUAUAAAGUGCGGGUCGGAGAGCUGCGGAGCCGGACCCUGAACCUGUCAGUGUGGCACGCCGAGCCCCUGGGCAAAAACGUGUUCCUGGGUGAGGUGGAGGUGUCUCUGGGCCUCUGGGACUGGACGUGCUCUCUGCCACAGUGGCAGGACCUGCAACCACGGAUUAAUUUGAAUCCAGACUCCAUUAGCAGCCGUGGGCUCAUCUUGCUCUCUAUUAAGUUCGUCCCAGACGGAUCUGAGGGUGGUGGACUGCCUCUGACAGGAGAGGUUCACAUCUGGCUUCGGGAGGCUCAAGGUCUCCUGGCUAACAAAGGGGGGGCAAUAGACUCCUUUGUCAGAAGCUUCAUACUCCCAGACGCCAGUCGGCAGAGCAGUCAGAAAACUCGGGUGGUGAAGCGCUCCAUCAGCCCGACCUUCAACCACACCAUGGUCUACGAUGGCUUCCACUCCAGCGACCUGAGAGAGGCAUGCGCUGAGCUGACCGUCUGGCACCGCGAAGGUUUGAAGCCGCACGUCCUAGGAGGGAUUCGUCUGAGCUGUGGAACUGGUCAGAGUUAUGGGGAGGCUGUCAGCUGGAUGGACUCCACGGAAGAGGAGGCCGCUGUGUGGACCUCCAUGAUUGAAAACCCAAACCACUGGGUGGACGCAACACUGUCAAUCAGAACCAACCUUGCACAGCGGUCCGUGUGACUCAGACACACCUUGCACACAAACACUCGUUCAAAUAAUCGUUGGACUGAAAGGACACCCUCGGCACAUCAGCACAUAUCUCUGGCACAAUUUCUGUUUUUCAAAUACACAAUACACACACAAACACAAACAGGAAUAAGUAGUGGUGCAGUAUUGUGAAUUAAUGGCGUUGAUCAUAAAUUUAAAAUGUUUUAUUUGUAUGUUUUUGGUUCAGUCUGUUUUAUCUGACAAGUGUUGUAAUCCAUUGUAGUUUAUGAAUUAAAUAUCAAACCUGAACUGA